AUGAUGCGCAGUGCCAACCCAAUCAGAAAUGCCAAAGAGAGAAAAAAUAGGAGGGAUAAAAUCCUCACCACUUCAACAGGUCUGAAGGUCCGAAAGAGGAUUCAUACUGAAGAGAAGCUGUACACCUGUGAUCAGUGUGGGACAUCUUUUACCGAACAAGGUCAUCUAAGGAGUCAUCAGCGUAUCCACACUGGAGAAAAGCCGUACAAAUGUGAUCAGUGUGGGGCAGCUUUUACCCAACAAGGUCAUCUAAGGAGUCAUCAGCGUAUCCACACUGGAGAAAAGCUGUACAAAUGUGAUCAGUGUGGGGCAGCUUUUACCCAACAAGGUCAUCUAAGGAGUCAUCAGCGUAUCCACACUGGAUUUAAGGCUUACAGAUGUGAUCAGUGUGGGGCAGCUUUUACCCACCAAGGUAAUCUAAGGCGUCAUCAGCGUAUUCACACUGGGGAUAAGCCUUACAGAUGUGAUCAGUGUGGGGCAGCUUUUACCCAACAAGGUAGUCUGAGGAGUCAUCAGAGUAUUCACACUGGGGAUAAGCCUUACAGAUGUGAUCAGUGUGGGGCAGCUUUUACCAGACAAGGUAGUCUAAGGAGUCAUCAGCGUAUUCACACUGGAGAUAAGCCUUACAGAUGUGAUCAGUGUGGGGCAGCUUUUACCCAACAAGGUGAUCUAAGGAGUCAUCAGCAUAUUCACACUGGAGAUAAGCCUUACAGAUGUGAUCAGUGUGGGGCAGCUUUUACCCAACAAGGUAAUCUAAGGAGUCAUCUGCGUAUUCACACUGGGGAUAAGCCUUACAGAUGUGAUCAGUGUGGGGCAGCUUUUACCAAGUCAGGUAAUCUAAGGAAUCAUCAGCGUAUUCACACUGGAUUUAAGCCUUACAGAUGUGAUCAGUGUGGUGCAGCUUUUACCGAACAAGGUAAUCUAAGGCGUCAUCAGCGUAUUCACACUGGAUUUAAGCCUUACAGAUGUGAUCAGUGUGGGGCAGCUUUUACCCAACAAGGUGAUCUUAGGCGUCAUCAGCGUAUUCACACUGGAUAAAAAAUUGUCUGUGAUCAGUAGGGGCAGCUUUUACUUGGAGAGCUGUUUUGUUUUCAGUUUCAACUGAAAAAUGUGUUUUAAAUUUGAUUUUUCUCCAAUUUAUGUUCCAUUGUUCCAUCAUUUAAAUAAA
Cololabis saira (Pacific saury) is the source of this 1168-nucleotide messenger RNA. RefSeq names its product zinc finger protein 239-like. Gene Ontology annotation, biological process: regulation of transcription by RNA polymerase II. Gene Ontology annotation, molecular function: RNA polymerase II cis-regulatory region sequence-specific DNA binding; DNA-binding transcription factor activity. The record is from RefSeq and is a predicted model, not a curated record. NCBI's taxonomy places the organism in Eukaryota, Metazoa, Chordata, Actinopteri, Beloniformes, Belonidae. The coding region runs from base 1 to 1038 and encodes 345 amino acids. The transcript has 2 exons.